Mycena citricolor is the source of this 1452-nucleotide messenger RNA. Lineage: Eukaryota; Fungi; Basidiomycota; Agaricomycetes; Agaricales; Mycenaceae. The record is from the annotation of a GenBank genome assembly.
AUGCGACCAGCCGAGUCUGAUACGCCGCCCGAGGGGGCACAGGCUAGACUGGACGCGCUGAGGGCCGAAGUCUCGAGGCUGGAUGACACCCUCGUCUUGCUUGCGACGCUGCUGUCCGAGGUCCAGUCGCAGCGGCAGGCCCAUCUUGACGCUGUGGCCGAGCUCCAGACUGCUCUCUCCCCGAUUCGCCGCCUUCCGCCAGAGCUUCUGGCGCAUGUGUUCAUGCUAUGUGCGGCUGCGACUCCGAAGACGGGACGGUCCAUCCUCAACGCCCGCAGCGCACCCAUGCUUUUGGGGCAGGUGUGCUCGCGCUGGAGGGAAGUCCUCCAUGCGACGCCGAGCCUCUGGUCCACUGUGGUGCUGCACACGACCCCCGGUCUGGCGAGGAAGUUUGACGAAGGCGAUCUGCGGACGAUUUUCCAGUUCUCACAGAUGCUUCCUGUCGACGUAGCUAUAUACGGUCGAGACAGCGUGGACAUGGAAUGGUUCUGGGAUGCGCAUACCCGGCUGCAGCACCUGCGACUGGAGACGACUGGAAUUCACGCCCUGCCUGCCAGUUGUCGGACAACGCUACCCUUGCUCGCGUCUGUCACCCUCAUCAUCCUCCACGAGAGCAACCCCCUAUCUCUUCCGCUGCUGGGCCAGUUCCGACGCUCUCCACGCCUAACAUCUCUCCGCCUCGAGUCGCCCAAGGUUGUUGGCGACAUUCUUGACGUCUCUUUCCCCUGGUCUCAGCUGACCUAUCUUGACUUGCACCUCCCGCUCCCUGUGCUCACCGCCCGUAAUGUCGUCGCCCAGUGCUCGUCACUGCAGCACUGCCGCUUGAAGGGCCUCCUUGGUGUCGCGACAGACGAAAAGGAGCGGACGCCGAACCCCGGCGUGACGCUUCCCUCCCUGUGCUCUCUCCAGUUCUUACUUCCCGGGGCGGCGACGAGCAUCUUCCUACGGUCAUUUACUCUCCCCUCUCUCAAAAGCCUCGCGAUAGAGAAUGCACCCUGGCUGUUCCCCGUUCUCCGAGAUCUCCAGGCCCGCUCGCGUUUUGCGCUGGAGCGGCUGGUGCUGAGGGAUAUCGCCGCGUCGAAAGAGGACGUCGUCGCAGCCCUGAACUGUCUGUCGUUGCUUCGUUCGCUGACACUCGACUCGUGUCAUUCGCUCCGCCGCGGCCUCCUCGCUGCUUUUACAUACCCCCCGCCGUCGAAGACCGAGACAUCGCAGAGCUUGCCUCUUGCGCUUGCGCGGCUGGAAACGCUCAGGAUCGUUGAAGCCUUCGCUGAGCUGGAUGGGGGGCAGGUGGCUGACAUGGUCGAAGGGCUCCGGAAACAAAAGAAGGGCGAUCCAUUUCCGGUCAUUCGACGGGUGGAGCUGCAGGUCGCAGGCCACAUAAGCCACACUGGGAUGGAGAGGCUACGGAGCAUGGUGGCCUGCGGGUUUCUUGUGUGGGACGUGAGCUGA